This is a messenger RNA of Phalacrocorax carbo (great cormorant), 2195 nucleotides long. NCBI's taxonomy places the organism in Eukaryota, Metazoa, Chordata, Aves, Suliformes, Phalacrocoracidae. The record is from RefSeq and is a predicted model, not a curated record.
CCAAUGACGGGGGGGCGCCGGGCCCGCCCCCGGCCGCAGGUGCCCAAAGCGGGCGAGCCGCACCACAGCACUCCCGGUGCCGGCCCGGUCCGGUCCGUCCCGUCGGUGCCGAUGGCGGCGCGAGGCGCGGGCCCGUGGCUGCUGCUGGCAGCGGUGUUAUGUGCGGCCGCGGAGCCGCGCUGCCCGUCGUGCGCGGCGGGCGCGGAGCGGCGGCUGCUGGAGGAGGCGGCCAAGCGGCAGCUGCUGGAGAAGCUGCGGCUCCGCGAGCGGCCGAGGGUCGCCCACGCCGUGCCCCGCGCCGCCGUGGCCCGCGCCCUGCGUCGGCUGCAGGCGGGCGGCGCCCGCCGGGGCUCCGACGACGACGACGAGCGGGGCUACGAGAUCAUCAGCUUUGCGGAGCCAGGGCCCGCAUCUCCCUCUGGCUUGGGGCUGCAGUUCCAGUUCAGCCGUACACAAGACCAGGACAUUUACAUCCUGCAGGCUCAGCUUUGGCUCUACCUUCGAGUUCCCCGAGACCUGGUAGCCAGCCUCACCCUGAGAAUCUUCCUUGCUGGUGGGGAAGGUGAUUUGGUGGGGGGCAAUCGUACGUUGCUGAGUGAGAGGCGACUGAGUGCUAAGGGCAGUGGCUGGCGCGCCUUCACCCUCAUGCCUGCCCUGCAGGGUUUCUUUGGGGGAGAGCGCAGGACCCUGUGGCUGGAACUGGAAAGUCACGGGGAUGGGGGUGAUAUCAUGGCAAUAGUCAAUGCCAGCCAGUCCCACCAGCCCUUCUUAGUGGCUGAGGCAAAGGUGCGGGAGCCAGGACACCACGUAGCCAAGCGCAGCCUCCGCUGCAGCCAGAACUCCAACCUCUGCUGCCGCAAGGACUACUAUGUGGAUUUCCGUGACAUAGGUUGGAACGACUGGAUAAUUAAGCCUGAGGGCUACCAGAUAAACUACUGUGUGGGCCAGUGCCCUCUACACGUGGCAGGCAGCCCUGGGAUGGCCUCUUCUUUCCACACAGCUGUCUUCAACCUCGUCAAAGCUAACAACAUCCAGGCAUCAGGGCACUCCUGCUGUGUGCCCACACGACGCCGGCCACUCUCUGUCCUCUACUUUGAUCGCAAUAGCAAUAUUGUCAAGACUGACAUCCCUGACAUGAUUGUUGAUGCCUGUGGCUGUAGCUAGGGUUGCAGGAGCCAUGCCAGGUACCCCCCUUCUCCAGGACUGCCUCCUGGGGAAGAGCGGGGAGAGCUCCCUUGAGCUGGAGUCAGACUGGUGCAAUGGACCCCUUUGGAAGGGAGGGAGGGAGAGGGUCUCAUCAGAGGGAGCGGGGGUUGUCUCUAAGGCAUGCAGGACAGAGCCGUGGCCACGUCAGACUGCCUGAGUCUGAGCUGUGGGUGGUUGAUGACUCUGGGCAUCCCUGCCCUGACUGGCAGCACCCCUCUGGUCCCAAGCCGAUACCACAUGUCUGGUGAUCGUGUUCCCUUCUGUGUUCAGGGUGAGGGUGCCCUGCUUUGUUCACACUGAGUGUCAGGUGAUGGUUUGGGACUCAGCCUCCUUGAGAGCAGAGUGGGAUGCAGGAACGGGUCUCUCUCCUCCAAGUGGGAAACUGGAGGACAAGAGGCAGUCCUGCUUUUCUCCCCUACUACAACAAAUCUUCCUGCAUCAGUUUUGGGACUACUGUUGGGGAUGGGGGAUUGAGGCACAAAUAACAGGCCUGGAAGAUGAGGAUGAAGAGUAUGACUUUGUCAAGAACCCCAAAACCACAGUGACUAGACACGGUCCUCUGGUCCCAGGAGGGCGUGGAGCUAUGAAGGAUGGCCUUGCUUCCUGGCAAGGUCCUGUGUAUUUCCCCUUUCAUUUCUGUGGGUUUUAUGCUUUUCCUCCCUGCUGCCUGCCCCACCAGUCAGGUCUCUUCCAGCCCAGUGCCUCCUUCCAAGGAGGUCUGACUCAGACUUUGCCUUUAAGACCAUAAUAAAGGUACAGAUUUUUUUUUUUACCUCUAGUUUUGCAGCUUUUACUACUUUUAUGGUAGAGGUUUCUGCAGCUGUUGGGACUCCCUAGUGCUCCAUCCUGUCUACCCACCUCUCUACUGAAGAUCCCACUCUGUCUUUGCCUUCCUGAUAUUUGUGUAUGCAAUGCACCCACGUGGCCUGUGCUUUUAAGUUAUUUGAACACUUUGGUGCAGCUUCCCCAAUAAAUGGGUGGAAAUGCAA